UUUCAGUGGCAGUACUCCAGAGUACUCCAUGGAUGGAGGUUCGACAUGAAUUUCAAAUCGCACGUGUCUAAUGCUUUGUUUGGCAAAACCAUUGGAUCCAAACAACACCACCUAAGGAUGAUUCUGAUUUUUUACGUCCUCGAAUAUCGUAUCUGUCAAGUUCAUUAUGGCUACCACAGGCCCCUUCACUGGGUAUCGCCAAGUGGAUUCCUUCGGUCCCGAUGAAGAGUAUUUAUCAGACGACGAAGAAUUUUAUGUCACGCUUGAUCUCGGUACUGUUGAGCCAACCCUACUUCCAAGCAGCUCAACCUAUAGGCUUGUAGGCUUGGAUACGCCUACGCCAUUUCUGCAGCUUUCUGGCUCCUUCUUCAGGGGUCGGCAUGACACACUCCUUGGUUCGGAGCUCUUGUUCACGGAAGGAAAAAAUGAUUCCGAAAGAAAUACGCGAGCUUUAACGCACGUCGGCGUCACUGAACGACGUAUCCGGUUUAAGGAGGUGCAGCUACGGUCGAAGGCCCAUGAAAAAUUGGAAGAGGCUCCUGCUGUCGGUGCGAACUCUUACCAUAAUGUGGCACAAGCAGAAGAUGCUGGGCAUUCACUUGGACGCAUGAUUGGGAGUGUUAUAGAGCCCCCAUCUCGAAAACGCAAGAAACGCCGUAACAAGGGGAAGGAGAAGGAAACGUCCCCUCAAGAGGAGGGUAGAGAUGAUGCCAUGGAUACCACUUAAUUCUACCGUUAAGGCGAUUAGCUCCUACCAUCUUAAUAUUAUCAUUCUGCAUGUGUCGUAUCUGUCAGCCUUCAAG
Suillus subalutaceus is the source of this 803-nucleotide messenger RNA. RefSeq lists its product as uncharacterized. NCBI's taxonomy places the organism in Eukaryota, Fungi, Basidiomycota, Agaricomycetes, Boletales, Suillaceae. The record is from RefSeq and is a predicted model, not a curated record. Gene Ontology annotation, cellular component: transcription factor TFIIIC complex. Gene Ontology annotation, biological process: transcription by RNA polymerase III. The transcript has 3 exons. The coding region runs from base 167 to 727 and encodes 186 amino acids.